AUGGUAAACUAUCCAAAGACAAGAAAAACGCAUUGCCAGAAAUGCAACACGCACGUAGUCCACAAAGUGUCUCUCUACAAGAAGAGCAAAGAAAGACCAGAAGCACAGGGUGCCAGAAGAUAUAAGAGAAAGCAGCAGGGAUUCGGAGGUCAGACAAAGCCCAUUUUGAGAAGAAAAGCAAAGACAACGAAGAAAGUUGUUCUGAAGAUGGAGUGCUCAACGUGCAAGAGAAAGCAGUGCAAGGUGUUCAAGAGAGCAAAACACGUUGAAAUUGGUGCACAGAAGAAGGCAAAGGGUGAAGCAUUGAACUACUAA
Messenger RNA from Nematocida minor, 315 nucleotides. Its product is annotated as large subunit ribosomal protein L44e. The transcript has a single exon. Gene Ontology annotation, biological process: translation. Bases 1 to 315 code for a protein of 104 amino acids. The record is from RefSeq and is a predicted model, not a curated record. Gene Ontology annotation, molecular function: structural constituent of ribosome. NCBI's taxonomy places the organism in Eukaryota, Fungi, Microsporidia. Gene Ontology annotation, cellular component: ribosome; cytosolic large ribosomal subunit.